Messenger RNA from Trichomonas vaginalis G3, 378 nucleotides. RefSeq lists its product as uncharacterized. The transcript has a single exon. Lineage: Eukaryota; Parabasalia; Trichomonadida; Trichomonadidae. The annotation marks the transcript as partial. The record is from RefSeq and is a predicted model, not a curated record.
AUGUAUAGACAAAUACCUUUAUCUGUUGCGUUCAGUAGUGAAAACCCUGACGUCAAAAUAAAGGGGAACAGAGUAACGUUUAAGUUUCCAACAGACUGGAUUGUGAACAUAAAUGAAGAGAAGUACAUUGGCAUAACAUCUAUGUAUAUAACACGUGCUUUCAGAAAGGUUGACUUUAUACUUCAAGUCGAGAUAGAAAAUGACGAACAGUCUUUAAGCGCCCAAAACAUUCACAUAUACAAAUACUUUAAAGACGAUACAACAUUGCAACAAUGUAUGAUUUCAUUUAAUGAGAUGUUCGAGAAAAAGUUCAACAUUGAAGUACAAACUUUACAGCCUUUACGUGAGUUUCUUGCACAACUGAAAGAAGAAGGUAGU